AUGGGGGAUUCACAACAAGGAAAUAACAAAGGAAAGAGCAAAGAGAAAGAGAACUAUGAAUCUUGGACCAUGGACGAUACCAAUGAGUUGUUGCACCUCUUGGUGGAUGCUAUCAAUAGUGGUUUGCGUGAUGCUAAUGGGUCACUUAGCAAGCAAAAUGUAGAAAGAUCCCACCCAAGUCAUAGUAAACUUCAAGAAGAGAGUGUUGUUGAUUAUGAGGAUUUGAAGAUUGUCGUUGGAGGUGGAACUGCAACUGGGAAUGGCUCCAUUGCCUUGGGCGCUAAUGAUACCGAUGCAACAACUUAUAGGGAAGAAAAUAGAGAUUUUGUGAUGGAAGACUUUUCAUAUGAUCGUAACAAUGAUGCAUUCAUAGCACCAAAUCACUAUGAACCAUCCUACUAG
Molecule: messenger RNA, 402 nt
Organism: Prunus armeniaca (apricot)
Lineage: Eukaryota; Viridiplantae; Streptophyta; Magnoliopsida; Rosales; Rosaceae
Source: the annotation of a GenBank genome assembly